AUGGCUACUGGACAACUAUUCUCGAAGCAAACACAAGCACUAUUUUACAACUACAAGCAGCUUCCUAUCCAAAGGAUGCUUGAUUUCGACUUCCUUUGUGGUGCGUAUGUUUCAGACUUUGUGGUGUUUAUGGUCUGGUGCAGAUUCCCUUCAUCUUCAUUGAUAGGAUGUCAUAUUGUGGACAACAACUUAGUAGUUUUGCUUGUGGCCAUCUUUGCAGGAAGAGAAACACCUUCGGUUGCUGGAAUCAUCAACCCAGGUUCAGAGGGGUUUCAGAAGCUGUUUUUUGGUCAAGAAGAAAUUGCCAUUCCAGUUCACUCGACGCAAGUUCUCAUGAUCCCAAAUGUUCUGUUUAAUUAUUACCUCUAAGUCCCUGCCAUAGAGGAUUGUAGCUAGUUUUGUUACCUUUUUCCUUGGAUUGGUGCGAUAUGUGCAUUUUCUGGAUACAUAACCUUGUUUUGUGUGCAGUUUUGCUGGAAUCUGCAAGCUUUAUACUUAGGGCUGACCAAGCCAUGAUAUCGUAUUAGAGAAGUUUUACGGUUUUCUAAUAGCGUAGGGAUUUUAACAGUCGUAUGGCAAGUAAUCGGCGUUCAGAAGUUCACGUAGUAAAGAAAUUACAUCCCCACAAUGUCUACAUUCACGUGGUGCUCAUGAUUGGAAAAAACAGCUGAUUUCAAUCUGGAUUCGCCGAUUUGUGUCGGAAUCAGCCACCACCAAUUGUUUUUGAAAGGGAGUAGAUUCUGAUCCUCUUGAACAUAUAUAACCAGUUAGACAUCACAAGAUUUCACCUAGAUUUGCCAGUUACCUUGCUGGAUUAGCCCUUUUAGUUCAUAAAAGAGCCACGUCUUGCAUCCACUUCUGAAGGCUGUAUGAAGCAGAGGAUAGAAAAGAAAAAAAUAUAUUUUUUUCUGCCAUUAACCUCCUGUUCAUGUCUUGUCUACCCUGUUGUACUCGAACAUGGGCAGGAUUGGGUAUUAUGGACCCAACUGGGAAAAAUGAUCCACGUCCAGUUGUUAUGACUGACGUUUUCUGAGGAACCCAUGUUACAUGAGACGCUGUUUUUGGACUUUUAGCUUCUAACAACAGCUCUCUUUUUGUGGUAUUCAAUUUCCUUGCAUACUUCAUUGCUUCUUCAAUCGUAGGCAACCUGCAACAUCACUGCCAAUAUAAUUGCUAAUAAAAGCGUUCACAGACUGCCUUUUCACUAUUUAGAGUCAUACAUCCUAUAUUUGCUUUUAUUCGCUGGACACUCUUCCUCCACGUCUCAUGACAGACUAGGAACGAUAAGUGUAUCUUUAAAUUCGUCAACACUGUCAAUAAGUGUCUGUUCAGUUCGAGGUCAACCCAGUCUCACAGGUUUCUUUGUCGUUUUUGUAGUAUUGAAGCAGCAUGCAGUGCUCAUCCAACAGCUGAUGUUUUUAUCAACUUUGCAUCAUUCAGAAGGUCAGUGGUCUCGUUGUUUCUUCACAGGUUCCCAGAAUAGCAACCUCGAAUUCCACUGCAGUUCUAACCGUCCUUUCAUUCUGUGUGAACAGCGCCGCUGCUUCAUCCAUGUCUGCAUUGAGGCAACCGACCAUCAGGGUCGUGGCUAUAAUUGCUGAAGGCGUGCCAGAAUUGGACACCAAGCAAUUGAUUGCAUUUGCUCGGGCUAAUAACAAGGCACGGUAUCUUUUAUAAAUUUCUUAAGCGAUGAACACUGUAAACAUCACUAAUUUUCUUAUUAUAGUUUUUUAAAAAUAAUUUCUUAAUUGGGUAUCUUGUCUUGCCCACCGUCAACUCAGGUCGUCAUAGGUCCUGCUACUGUCGGCGGCAUUCAAGCUGGAGCGUUUAAGAUUGGAGACACUGCUGGAACCAUCGAUAACAUCAUCCAGUGCAAGCUUUACAGAGCUGGAUCUGUAGGAUUUGUGUCCAAAUCGGUAGGUUUUUUCUCUUCAUCAUCUCUUACUAGUCAUAUAAUUUUGUUUAACCAGAUGUCAAUCUUUUCAAGCAAAUUUUACCACUUCUAUCUAAUCUACCUCCACUCUUUCAAGAAAACCUAGAUCUUUUUUGUCAAAAAUACACAAUUUUUUGGUAGAGUUUCAUGCCAUAUCUAAAUUUGAUAUGCCGAAUCUGAAUAUACUUGGAUUCUCAAGAUUCUUAUUCAUAUGAUAUUGUCGAAAUGUCACAUGAAAUUUAAGAAAAGAAUUCCUGAUUUGUUUUAUUUUUAAAUACUGCAGGGUGGCAUGUCCAAUGAACUGUAUAACACCAUCGCUCGGGUGACGGAUGGAAUUUACGAAGGUAUCCGAUUAUUUAUCUUGACGUGGAUUAUUCUAAUAUUACUAGAGUAUUUCGGAUCUUCGAAGAGCUCAUUAUGCCUCGGAAUUUCUCAGGGAUCGCCAUUGGAGGAGACGUGUUUCCUGGUUCCACCCUUUCUGAUCAUGUCCUUCGCUUCAACAAUAUCCCUCAGGUAUUUUAUAUUAUUUUAUUUUAUUUUCUCCUAAUAUAUGUUUCCCUGUUCUUCGAUUUAAAUAUCCAGAAAAAAAAAGAAAAAUUCAACCGAGUUAAACAGCUCGACAUUCAGAUCUUCUUGGAUUAUCAGAUGUUCUUUCUUUUAAUAUGAUCAGAAUCAGAUGAAAACCCACGAAAGAAAAAUCAAUUAAAUAAUGAACUAUAUGAUUUCAUCUUUCGGCUAUCCGUAUAAAUAUUUAAAGAAAUAUAUUUAUCCGGGGAAUCCUCCUGUCCCACCUUCACAGGUGAAGAUGAUGGUCGUGCUCGGUGAGCUCGGCGGAAAAGACGAGUACUCCCUUGUUGAUGCCCUUAAAGAGGGGAAGGUCCACAAACCGGUCGUCGCCUGGGUCAGCGGCACCUGUGCCCGCCUGUUCAAGUCCGAGGUCCAGUUCGGUCAUGCUGUAAGUCAACCCCUCCCCAGAAAAGGAAACUCAGGUCUGUAUGACGUCAUCUUUUUUUUUUCCAUCUCCCUAACUCCGAUGAUGACAACGACAUAGGGGGCCAAAAGUGGGGGUGAACUAGAAUCGGCCCAGGCCAAGAACCAAGCUCUGAAAGACGCCGGCGCUGUUGUGCCCACCUCAUACGAGUCCCUGGAAGGAGCGAUUAAGGAAACUUUCCAGAAGCUCGUAUGUUCCCACGAAAGGCCCCCAUCCCAGCCCUCUUUCACCCUCCGCCUCCUUCCUCAAGACUCUGACUUUCUCCACGGGAUCUCGAUUUCCAUUUCAGGUGGAGGGAGGGAAGAUCUCCGCCAUCAAAGAGAUCACGCCCCCCCAGAUCCCGGAGGACCUGAACUUUGCCAUCAAAAGCGGAAAAGUCAGAGCCCCCACCCACAUCAUUUCCACCAUCUCGGACGACAGAGGUCAGCUGCAACUUUCCGGUCAACUCAUCUCUGACCCCAAAUGAAUCUCCCCCCGUUGACCUCAAAGUUAUCUCACAGGGGAGGAGCCGUGCUAUGCCGGAAUACCCAUGUCAACCAUCGUCGAGAAGGGCUACGGCGUGGGAGACGUCAUAUCCCUCCUCUGGUUCAAGCGGAGCCUCCCCCGCUACUGCACCCACUUCAUCGAGGUCAACAUGCUGCUCUUUUUUCCGUCAACACCCCCAGAGAUUGCAUACACUUUGGAUAAAUACCUCGAAUUUCUGUAAACUCUCCUUCACUCAUCAGAUCUGCAUCAUGCUAUGUGCUGACCACGGUCCCUGCGUCUCCGGCGCUCACAACACCAUCGUGACCGCACGGGCUGGAAAGGACCUGGUUUCCAGCCUCGUAUCAGGUAUUCUUCAACAACCAAUAUUAUAAUAUAUUAUUAUAUUUAUGUUCCUAUUUAGGUCCACAUUUGUCAUUUGCAUAAAGUUGGGUGUCAGAAAUGAAAUGAUUAAAUAAUCUGUAUAAAAUAACAGGAGAAUCAGAUUUUAUUUUAUUUAUUUCUUGAAGCAAUCAUCUAACUAACGAUCAACCGAUUCUCGGUGACAGGACUGCUCACGAUUGGUCCACGAUUUGGCGGCGCGAUUGACGACGCUGCCCGGUACUUCAAGGAGGCCUACGACAAGGUGCGUCAGUCUCGACGAAAAUAGAAAAAAAGAUAAAAGAUAAAAGAAGAUGUUGACAAAAAUUGCACAGAAAGAAUCUACCAUUAAAAAUUCCUGAAAAAGUAUUUGACUUUUCGAUUAAGAUGGGAUGAUUCUUUGGAUUCAAAGAGGAGAGUGUUGAUUCAAGAGGGAUCUAUCUCUCGACUUCCUUUCUCUUCGCCAAAUCUUCUAAGAUACCUCUCAUGAGCUUUUUCCUCUGCCUCUCUCCCCGCAGAACCUCACCCCCUACGAGUUUGUGGAAGGCAUGAAGAAGAGGGGCAUCCGCGUGCCAGGAAUCGGCCACAGGUAUCAUCACCAUCAUCUCCCGUCUGUAAUUUUUUUCCAUUUAUGGAAACAAACUCCUCAACCGGCUAGCUCCCCACACAAACUAGCAUACGAUAUAGAAAUGGGGGCUUUUGUGUAAUUUUUUGCCAUUUAUGGAAACAAUCUCCUUGACCGGCUAGCCCCCCCACACACACUAGCAAAUGAUAUAGAAAUGGGAUUUUUUUUCUCUUAUGUAAAUUUUUGCCAUAUGGAAACAAACUCUAGAUUUAGACGUCUGUUCAAAUGGGAUAUAUAUGUUGUUUUGGUUUUACUGCCUGCUGAUGAUGAAGUGAAAUCAUGGGGUGGGGGAAUGAAUAUGGAUAUUGGUAAAGGAUAAAGAGGGGGGACAACAGGGACAAGAGGGUGGAGCUGCUGCAGGAGUACGCGAGGACGCACUUCCCGUCGGUGAAGUACAUGGAGUACGCGGUGGAGGUGGAGAAGUACACGCUGACCAAGGCGAACAACCUGGUGCUGAACGUGGACGGGGCCAUCGGGUCGCUCUUCCUCGACCUCCUGGCCGGGAGCGGCAUGUUCUCCAAGCCCGAGAUCGACGACAUCGUCGAGAUCGGCUACCUCAACGGCCUCUUCGUCCUCGCCCGCUCCAUCGGCCUCAUCGGGUCAGUCCCCCUCUCUCUCUCUCUCUCUCUCUCUCUCUAUAUAUAUAUAUAUAUAUAUAUAUAUAUGUGUGUGUGUGUGUGUGUAGCUAUCUAUGUAUUUAUCCCCUUUACAACUUAGAGGUUAGGUUGGGUUGGGCAUCUAUCUCUCUCUCUCUAUCUAGCUCUCCCCCUCCCCUUCACACCGGCUAAGGUUGGGUUCUCUCUCUCUCUCUCUCUCUCUCUCUCUCUCUCUCUCUAGCUCUUCCAUCUUUACACAGGGUUAGGUUGGGUUGGACCCCUAUCUCUCUCCCUCUCUCUCUCUAGCUCUUCCCUCUUUACGCAAGGAUAGGUUGGGUUGGGUCUCUCUCUCUCUCUCUCUCUGACGGAGUGGAUAAACGAAUUUCUCCAACAAUCGCGCAGGCACACGUUCGACCAGAAGAGAUUGAAGCAGCCGCUGUACCGCCACCCCUGGGAGGACGUCCUCUACACCAAGUGA
Molecule: messenger RNA, 5466 nt
Organism: Spirodela intermedia
Lineage: Eukaryota; Viridiplantae; Streptophyta; Magnoliopsida; Alismatales; Araceae
Source: the annotation of a GenBank genome assembly